Messenger RNA from Anopheles marshallii, 1995 nucleotides. RefSeq names its product polypeptide N-acetylgalactosaminyltransferase 3 (gene Pgant3). Gene Ontology annotation, cellular component: Golgi apparatus. NCBI's taxonomy places the organism in Eukaryota, Metazoa, Arthropoda, Insecta, Diptera, Culicidae. The transcript has 4 exons. The record is from RefSeq and is a predicted model, not a curated record. Bases 1 to 1995 code for a protein of 664 amino acids.
AUGAUGUUCCGGCUGCGUGUAAAGAUUUUCUACGUCUACAUCAUCAUUUCGUUCGUGUUUAGUGUUUAUUUGUUUUAUUUGAUCUCUAAAUAUUCGUUCGAAAAGUUUAUCAACUAUCAUCGACAUGUGAGGAGCAACAAAUUCCCCGACCGUCCACGGAUACCGCAAAUCGUAGGGCAUUACGUUGGCGUCGGAACGGUGGGGAACCUGUCGAAGGAUUUCAUGAACACGAACAACUUCGAUCCGAUACCGGGCGUGGGUGAACAUGGUGAUCCGGUCGUAAUACAGGCGAAGGAUCUGCUCAAGAUGCAACAGUUGUUUCAGAUCAAUCGAUACAAUCUGCUCGCCAGCGACCGGAUCGCACUGAACCGGAGCCUGCAGGAUGUGCGGAAACCGAAAUGCGUAUCGAAGCAGUAUCCCGCCAAACUGCCGACCACUUCGAUCAUCAUCGUGUUCCACAACGAGGCAUGGUCGGUGCUGCUGCGCACGGUGUGGAGUGUUAUCAAUCGCUCACCGAAAGGGCUGGUGCGGGAGAUACUGUUGGUGGACGACGCUAGCGAUCGACGGUUUCUCAAACACGAGCUCGAUAACUACGUCCAGAAGCUUCCGCUUUCCGUCACCAUACUGAGGUUAAAUCAGCGCGAAGGUCUCGUGGCGGCAAGACUGCUAGGGGCAAGGAUGGCAACGGGCGAUACGCUUACCUUUCUCGAUGCGCAUUGCGAGUGUUCGCCGGGCUGGCUGGAACCACUGUUGGCCCGGGUGCAGGAAAACCCCAAAAAGGUGGUCUGUCCGGUGAUCGAUAUCAUCUCGGAUGAUAACUUUUCGUACAUCAAAAGCUUCGAGUUUCAUUGGGGUGCGUUUAAUUGGCCGCUGCACUUCCGGUGGUACGCGUUGAGUGAUGAGGAGCUGGCGGAACGUCGAAAGGACACGACAACGCCCUUCCGUACGCCGGCAAUGGCGGGCGGAUUGUUUACGAUCGAUCGUAAGUACUUUUUCGACAUUGGUGCGUACGAUGAACGAUUAAAGAUUUGGGGCGGUGAUAAUUUGGAGAUGUCCUUCCGGGUGUGGCAGUGUGGGGGUGAGGUGGAGAUAGCCCCUUGCUCACACGUUGGCCAUCUGUUCCGCAAAAGUUCGCCGUACACAUUUCCUGGCGGUGUUAGUGGGAUUCUCAACGAAAAUCUGGCCCGGGUCGCUCUAGUAUGGAUGGAUGAUUGGGCAAAGUUUUUCUUCAAAUUUAACAAGGGUACAGAGGAGUUCAAAAGCUUGAACGUGUCAAAUCGGCUUGCUCUUAAACGCACCCUUAACUGUAAAACAUUCGAUUGGUACCUGAGGCGUGUGUGGCCACAAAACUUCUUCCCGGCACCGAAUAAAUUUUUCGGUCGCAUUCAACCGAUCGACCUCACGUCAACGUUCGACUACCAGGAGUACCUCACGCUGAUGAAGAAGAUUAAUCUCAUAAUUAAGAAUCUCAAUCCAGAGCUGAAGUGGAAGUUUCUGAUCAAAUACCUCACGGAGAAUGUGAAACGGAUCGGUGACUCGAUGAAGGCGGCCAAACACAGUCCGUACUGUUUGCACAAGCCGAAAACGAACACGGCCGUCAAUCAGCCGUACGGCCAAGCGUAUCUGCAAAAGUGUUCGCUACUGAUCAACGUGCUGGACGAACAGUUCGUUAUUGAUGAUUACGGCCGUAUCAUGACGGACGAAGGGAUCUGUUUGGAUUCGUUCCGGAAGACUAGUAUCGAUGGGGAGGAAAUAGUGGAGGGUACGCGGAAAAUUAAGAUGGUUACCUGUGGCAGCCAGAAACCGAACCAACGGUGGGUGUAUGAAACGGAUACGUACCAUCUGAAGAAUAUUGGCGAAGAUUCGGAAUGUCUCGAGCGGAGUGCGACGCUGAUCAGGGAAGAUGGAGAGGAUAAGUAUGAACUGUUUCUCGGCCCAUGCGAUGUCCGGAACGAGCUGCAGAAGUGGAUGCUCUUUCCGGUCGCUUGGAAGUAA